Haemonchus placei is the source of this 360-nucleotide messenger RNA. The record is from the annotation of a GenBank genome assembly. NCBI's taxonomy places the organism in Eukaryota, Metazoa, Nematoda, Chromadorea, Rhabditida, Trichostrongylidae.
CCGGAUGAGUCAUUCGAAAUGGUUCCACCUGAUGUCCCAGAAGAAUCGGCUCCUAAAAUUAUCGAACCGUUGCAUUCAGCUUCAUUUAUUGACGGACAACCAAUGGUUCUCCGUUGCCGAAUUAAGGCAGUGCCUUCAGCGGUGAUUGUUUGGUCGAAGGAUGAUCUCAAUGUUGAUGAAUGGGUUAUCAAUAAGGACAUUGUCACUCAGAUACAUCCCGAUGGAAUUUGUGAAUUGAUGAAUCCUGAAGUUUAUCCAGAAGAUAGUGGCCUGUACAAGUGCACAGCCACUAAUCCUCAUGGAACUGCAGAAACUGCUGCAUACAUCAAUAUUCAAGGUGAGGUAUUUCGGAAAUACUGA